GAAAUAUAUAAAAGCAAGAGAAUAUAUCAUACACAUCCAUGACAGAUCCUUUUACUUUCCUUAUAGAAAAUCUUCACAAACAUGUCAAGGUCUGUACUGUCAAUGGUGAUGUCAUCGACGGCGAAUUGAUCUGCGUAGAUGAUUUUAAUAACAUUUUAAUUCAGCAUUGGCAGUGUGCGCAACCAGAUGACGCGAGUAAUACUAUCCGUAACAAUAACCGUGACGAAAUUCUUAAACAUUCUGAUGGCAUUCACAUCGGUACGGUCUCUGGAUCUUUUUCGAUAAGGUUUGUACGGGGUGAGCAAAUCAAGCAUAUAGCCCUCAAUGUAACUUAGCUGUUUACAUAGUCAGGUGACUGAAUUGUGCGCUGAGGUGAAAGCGACUUUUAGCAAGCGUAAGGACCUCGUGUUUUUGCUUUCCUUUCGAUCACCAGGUUCACAUAAAAGUGUAUUUGCGAAAAAGGAAAAGCUGCAGUUUAUUAAAAGUGGAUGUGAUAUAUCUUUUUGAGUCGUUUGCUUUUGUCGACUGAAGAUUUCAAACGGCUUAUAUUCUAACUUCACGCUUAGACAUUAUUAUUAUUAUCUAUGAGCAUGUGCUGGAGGAAUCUUCUGGUACCUUGGUUGCGUCGAUAAACAAGUGUAUAUGUGUUUCGUUCAUAUGGUUGCCUUGUUCCACAUUAAGUUACUACCAUCGUAGGCAAUAGUGUAAGUUUAUUUAAGCACCUGCUUUUUGGAAGUUGCUCACAGCUUUCUUCCUUACCUUUCCGAAUAAAAAUAUUAUCCGUUGCUGAGUCAUUGACGAAAAGGUUAAACUAUUAUGUUCAUCA
Phytomonas sp. EM1 is the source of this 826-nucleotide messenger RNA. NCBI's taxonomy places the organism in Eukaryota, Euglenozoa, Kinetoplastea, Trypanosomatida, Trypanosomatidae. The record is from the annotation of a GenBank genome assembly.